Molecule: messenger RNA, 2691 nt
Organism: Microbotryum saponariae
Lineage: Eukaryota; Fungi; Basidiomycota; Microbotryomycetes; Microbotryales; Microbotryaceae
Source: the annotation of a GenBank genome assembly
AUGGGAGACAAAGCGUCGACGAUGCCGAUUCGUCCGUUACGGGUGGUCCUAGUGAUCGGGAACGCGACCCUUCCGAGGACCGCGACGAGUCCAUCGCCACGAGUGAUGAUGACUGGUCCGUCGAUGACGAGAUCGAUCGGGACCUCGUGCAGUCGUGGGACGGUGAUCGACCCCCGUCGAGGAAGGAACAGCUGCCUUCGAACGCCGUCGUCUCACCGAGUCGCAAGCGGAGAACAAAGAGCACCACCGCCAGGCUCAGUUCGAACGAAGGCUCCCCUGUGCCCAACGACCGUCUCCCCUAUGUUCCGCCUUCGAGCUUGGGUUCGUCGAGGUUGGGUCUCGACUCGGGUAUGAGUUCGGUCGCGGCCGAUCGGGACCGAGUCGUCGACGAACGAUCGCCGCUUAUCGCGCCGACUCUCCGAGACUCGUCCACCUCGGCCACCUUUUCACCGGCGAACCAACCGAGCCCAAAUCGCGGUGAUCGACUUUCGCCGCUGUUGUCCCCGUCUGCCGGAAAGCCACAACUGCAGCAGCAACGACGGAUUUCGGGCAAGAACAAUGCCGCGGCGAGGAGGUUGUCCAUCAUUUCGUCCGAGGCGUGGAGUGCCGCGAUCGAGGAACAGCGCGGCGAGUCGACCUGGGGGCAGACCCUCUUCAAUACGUCAGUCCCCGAAUUGAGUAGAAGUGAAAACUUCAAGUGACAGUCUUUUCUAAUUUCUCCUCUUCCGCGAACUCUUGACAGCGUCAAUGUGUUGAUCGGAGUCGGAUUGCUAGCCGAACCAUUCGCCUUUGCCGACGCCGGAUGGGCGAUCGGCACAUUACUGCUCCUGUUCUGUGCCCUCAUCACCAACUGUGAGCAAUACAUCGCGAAUGCAGCAUAAGAUUCACCUUCUGAAUUGAUGCUGCCAUCGCCAUGUUGCCCUCAGACACGGGCAAGAUGCUGGCCAAAAUCAUGCGUCAAGAUUCUUCGCUGGCGACCUAUGCCGAUGUGCUCAUCAAAGCCUAUGGCACUCGUGCCAAGAACAUAGUAUAUGCCCUGUGUACCUUUUUUUUUUUUUGUCGAUCCGAUGAUUAAUUGUGUUCGGCAAGCUGACCUUCUUGGAAGGAAUGCUACGCAGUCAUCCUCGAGCUCGGCGCUUUGAGCAUCGCUCUGUGCACACUCUUUGCGGACAGCAUGGAAUCCCUAUACCCCGCAGUAUCCUCGCAGGCCUACAAGGUCAUAUUCUUCUUCAUGUAGGUCGGUGUCCCGUAUUUCACAGACGCGAUAGCUCGAUACUGACCGUGGGGGUCUCCUGGUCGCUGCCUACAGUAUUCUUCCCACAACGUUCCUCCCGUUGCGCUUCCUCUCCCUCACCUCACUCCUCGGCAUCAUCUCUUCCUUCACUCUUCUCUUGGUGCUUGUGACCGAUGGCGCGCUCAAAAAGCACCAGCCUGGCUCGUUGCGUGACCCUAUGCCGACCGCCGCGGGGCCACGGUGGAUGCGUUUACCGCUUUCUUUCGGCCUCUUGAUGAGUGGGGUAUGUCGUCAGACUUGUCCGAUCCCUAAACAAGGGUAUAAAUAUUGAUACAAGCUUCGAUUGAUCUCGCAGUUCGCGGGUCAUGCGGUCAUCCCAUCCCUGUAUCGGGACAUGAAGAGUGAGCGCUCGAGUCGGUACCAUAUCCUCACCAGCGAGAUGGUGCUCAUCAACCUUUCACAACAGAUCCGAGCCAGUUCAACUCGGUGAUCGACAUCGCCUAUAUCAUCGCCUUCUCCAUCAGCAUGCUCUUUGGUACCCUUGGCUACAUCAUGUCAGUCGCUGAGACUGCUUCCCAGCUGUUUAUGCUUUCGAUGUGAAACUGGUCGCUGAAUUGAAACUUUGGCGCACAGGUUUGGCAACAAUGUCUCCUCAGAAGUGACGCGUGAUUUGUUGGCCACGAAGGGCAACCCUGCAGUCUUGAACAAGAUCGCCGUUUGGAUGGUCGCUGUGAGCAGCCUUUACUGGAACUCCUGAUUUGUGCACAGGAGUUCUCAACCUUGAGAUCCAUCUUCUCCUGCAGCUCAACCCCGUCGUCAAAUACGCCGUCGCCAACGCGCCCCUCGUUCAAACCUUCGAAGUAAUGCUCGGAAUCCAAAAGACCCGCCCUUUGAGCGAACGUCGCUCCCGACCUCGGUUUCGCUCACCCCACGAUUCAGACGCCUCCGCGAUCCUCGAAGGUUCCGCCAUCAUGUCCGAAGAUUCCUCCUCUUCCAUCUCCGGUCUCGAAGGCAAUGAAAGUAGUUCACGAACGAAGAAUCAAGAGCCUUUUCUCCUUCGUUAUCGGGCAUUCAUCACUCGCCCUCUAUUGACGGCUUUGAUCGUCGUCUUGGCGAUCGUCAUCCCCGAUUUCGGACGGGUCCUAUCGUUCCUCGGUUCAGCAUCGGCGUUCAUCAUCUGUUGUAUCGGGCCCAUUGGAGCCUACCUCAUCUUGGGACGCCAAACUCCAUCCAGCACAGGUUCUACAACACCCAAUACCAUCACCCCUUCAGCCAUGGAGAACGUGCUCUCUUCCUCCGUCUCCAAAUCGAGAUUAGGCGGUGACGAAGCGUCAAAGUACCCGUUGGUUGUAAAGGGUCUCGAAAGAGUAGUGUGUUGGUCCUUGUUGAUCGUUUCGGUGUGUCUUGCGAUUACGGGUACGGUUUGGUCCGUGAUGCCUCUUGAGAGGUCUGAUUGA